Puntigrus tetrazona (Sumatra barb) is the source of this 4467-nucleotide messenger RNA. RefSeq names its product nuclear receptor subfamily 1, group H, member 3 (gene nr1h3). The transcript is spliced from 11 exons. Lineage: Eukaryota; Metazoa; Chordata; Actinopteri; Cypriniformes; Cyprinidae. Gene Ontology annotation, biological process: cell differentiation; negative regulation of transcription by RNA polymerase II; lipid metabolic process. The coding region runs from base 319 to 1644 and encodes 441 amino acids. The record is from RefSeq and is a predicted model, not a curated record. Gene Ontology annotation, molecular function: nuclear receptor activity; zinc ion binding; RNA polymerase II cis-regulatory region sequence-specific DNA binding.
AACAGCCCUGUGUUGUAUGUAGCCAUCUUAGAGCUCUCUCUCUCCACGGCCUACCUAGGCGUUUCUCUCUUCACAUCGCCUGUGUAAAGUUCACCGUGCUGGAUUAAAGAUCUUGUCAUCCUCAUCAAAGCCAGUCAGAAAGCUACAACGCGAAGAGUCUAUUAUAGGAGAGAAGUUUCCUCCGAUGGCAUCCAGACUAUUGGAGAGGAUAAACAUGAUGUGCUGCUAGUGACGCAGAGAGCAACAUGGACAGACAAUAACAAAUCGUCACGCUAGGGGUGCAGUCUUGGUUCGUUAUGACAAGUGGCUGUGUGGAAGAUGUCCACCCAUUCUACGACUGAUAUCACUGAUGUUGGUCAUGGGGACUCUCUGUGCUGUGCCAGUAAAGAGGGCCCUUCAGCAGCGACGGCAGAAGUGAAACAGGAGACUCUCAGUCAGACGGCUUCAUACGGCACCUCACACAAUGAGCUGAACGACACGCUGCUCAUGGAGCCCAGCGACAUCAAGAUGUACCCCACAGAGGACACACCUGCACCAGAAGGUCAGCCAGUCAAGAGAAAGAAAGGCCCUGCUCCCAAGAUGUUGGGGAAUGAGGUGUGUAGCGUAUGUGGAGACAAAGCGUCAGGCUUUCAUUACAAUGUGCUGAGCUGUGAGGGCUGUAAAGGUUUCUUCAGACGCAGCGUCAUCAAAGGAGCUCAGUACACCUGUAAGAAUUCAGGCCGCUGCGAGAUGGACAUGUACAUGCGCCGCAAGUGUCAGCAGUGUCGCCUGCGCAAGUGCAGGGAGGCCGGCAUGCUGGAGCAAUGCGUGCUGUCAGAAGAGCAAAUCCGACUAAAAAAGAUGAAAAAACAGGAAGAAGAAACGGCACGUACCUCUGCAGUGGCAACACCUAGCCCUGCCCCUGAGAUGCCCCCUCUGGCUCCUGAACAGCAGGAGAUGAUCGAAAAACUGGUGGCCAUGCAGAAACAGUGCAACAAACGCUCUUUUCUCGACCGGCCCAAAGUCACUCCUUGGCCACAAAGUCAGGACCCACUUAACCGAGAGGUUCGACAGCAGCGGUUUGCUCAUUUCACCGAGCUGGCCAUCAUGUCUGUGCAGGAGAUCGUAGACUUUGCUAAACAGCUGCCUGGCUUCCUGGAGCUCACCAGAGAGGACCAGAUCGCCCUGCUGAAGACCUCAACUAUAGAGAUCAUGCUGCUAGAGACUUCCAGACGUUAUAACCCAGCGAUAGAGAGCAUCACCUUUCUCAAAGACUUCAGUUAUAAUAAGGAAGAUUUUGCCAAAGCAGGGCUACAGUUUGAGUUCAUCAACCCCAUCUUUGAGUUUUCAAAAGGCAUGAAUGACCUCCACCUGGACGAGGCAGAGUACGCUUUGCUCAUCGCUAUCAACAUUUUCUCAGCAGACCGACCAAACGUUCACGAUCACGAGUUAGUGGAAAGACUACAGCAGCCAUAUGUGGACGCUCUUCACUCUUACAUCCGAAUAAAACGGCCCAACGAUCAUCUGAUGUUUCCCCGGAUGCUGAUGAAGCUGGUCAGUCUACGCACACUGAGCAGCGUCCACUCAGAACAAGUCUUCGCUCUGCGCCUCCAAGACAAGAAACUCCCACCUCUGCUUUCUGAAAUUUGGGAUGUCCACGAGUGAGCCGGCGCUCCGCCUCCAGGACAGAAUGAGCCAGUGUCAGGGAAACAUGGGUGGGCAGGGGUCCUCUACAGACAGAACACGGGGUCAUGACGUCCUUAAGGGCUGAAAUGUCUCCCACUGUCACGAGAAGCCUGCUUUUAUCAUUCUCUUUCUUGACUUCUAUAUUUUGGACCCAGUGGUCAGUGAGCUGCUUCCUUUGAAUGUGCUAAUGAUAGACUGUAUGGCCAGAAGUAGCUCAGGGACCGAUCAGAACAGAUAAUGGCUAUUUGACCGUGGCCAUUAGAGCUCGGACAUCAGGAUGGGUUUGGAUUCAGAGACUGAGUGAGCAGCCACAAACAGUGUGGUCAUUAUUUUAUUUUUAUUUUUUUUUAGUCGUUGUUGUUUAUACCUAAUGUUUCCAGUACCAAAAGGUUUGAGCAGGUUUUGGCAAUGGUUUCUACUUUCUAAUUAACAUGAGGUUGUCUUGAAGGUUCUUCAUUACAGAAAUGUAGUUUAUUUAGUGUUUUUGUGAUUCCACUGAUUGGUUGGAAAUGGUUGAUGGCCAUUUGAUUUUUUUUUUUUUUUUUUUUUUUUUAUAUAUAUAAACAUGCAUAGAUCAUGCAUAGCAAUGAGCAACAGUUUUCUGUUAGUACUGACCCUUUCGCUCAUUUUUAUUACAUGAUGUUUAACAAGCAUUAAGUUUCUAAUUAUGUUAAAAUGCAAUCUUCUGUUAACACCCAAAGGUUUUUACGGACGAGAUCAAUCAGUGCUUUACCAGUGCAAGCCAUUCCGAGGCCGUGUUACACUGAUCCAGCACAUCACAUCGUACACAAGGAAUUCUGUUUUCUGCUGGUUGGAAUAUUCAGAAGAACUGACAAAUCAAAUGGCCUGAUUUUUAUGAGGUUGAACACACUGCAGAUGAAUUGUGCACACCAACUCGAUGUUUUGCAGUGGUUAGAAAGUGCUUAUCAGUGUAGGCGAUGGUUGUCGGAGUCACUGGAGCUGUUAACCCGAAUCGGUGUGCUGCUCAACUCACAGCGACUACUGAGAUACAUAGAUAGAUAGAUAACCUUCAGGUGUGAAGCAUUCUGAAAACUUAAUGCAGACCGUGAUUUAUUUCUUUUCCAUUGCAUUUUCAUGUGUAGUUACUGCAAUCUCCAACUUAACAUGCUGUAGUUUCUUUUCUUUUUUUUUUUUUUUUUUUUUUUUGACUCGUCAGUUGUACUCGGAGGGCUGACAAAUUUAUUCUCAAAAACAUAACAUACACAAACUAAGUUUAAUGCCUAACUCAGUUUGAUGCCUAUGUCUUGAUCAAUUUGUCAUUUUUGCCCUGAAUAUAAAUUACAAACCGUGCAGAAAUAUAUAUAUAUAUAUAUAUAUCUUCUAAAAUCAGUGGUAGAAAUUGUAAUAGAAAAUAACUUGGGCCAUAAUUUAUGUACUUCGUUACUUUUUUUUUUUUUUUUUUUUUUUUUUAUAAAUAUCAUCAUUAUAUUUAGUUCUAUACAGACAUUCGUCAACGAAGAUAGCUUUGUCACUUUUAUUUACACAUACUAAAUAAUUUAAAUUUAAAUCUUUAAUUAUUCCUCUUUUUUGUGAUUUUUUUUUGCAGUUAUAUAGUAGUCUGUUUUAACACACUUUUGUUGUACCUCACUUGUACGUUAUGAUGCUAUUCAGAUAGUCUGAAUGCACACCGAAUAAAACCUGUCCCAUCUACAUCAAGAGAGAUUGGCAAUGUAUGUGAAACAACGACCAGGUUUCUUAGCGGUAGCUCUGAAAAAAGGGACUAGGCAAAUGAGAGCACUUUGUAACGUCUUAUUAUGCACCAUAACAAUGCAAAUAUCCGGCGUGACCACAUACAAUUCAGGUUUUACUGAUUUUAAAAAACCACUUUUGUGACAGGCAUGGAUUGUUGUGAAUCAAUUAUAGAAUCUAACAUCGCAAAAACAGGCAUCGUUUCUAUGGUUGACUAAUACAGUUGGUUUGCUGUGGCAUUCUUUGCCCUGACUGUGCAUAAUGUUGAGACUUUGCUAAAUCACGCUGACGCGUACGUUUCUGUACCACCUUUCUGUCAGCUAGUGAAAUUGCUAAAUGCCUAUUUGUUUUCCUCAAGAUCCGUUUAAUUUCCGAUCAGAUUCGCGCGGACUCUGUUUAUUCCAAGUCGUUUCCAAUCUUUCGCAAGGGCUUGAAAAUGCAGUCAAUGCAGUUAUUUUACCCUCAUUCGUUCAGCAGCCAAACUCAAAACUUGGUAUACAACCAACUGUUAAACCUCAGUGAUCUUCCUAAUGAUUUGUGAUCGCUCGUCGUCGUUUGUGCACGUAUGAAGUGUAAAGAGGGCAUGGACAAAUUGUAGUCAUCACAGAAAUGAUCGUUUACUCCCGCUGCUCUAAGCUGUUUUCUCCAAACUGAAAUGAUAAAAUGAUUUUCUAACCGAAUGUUAUUACAUGAGGCAGAGUGUAAUGCAAAGUUGAUUGUAGUUCUAAUUUAUUUGUACCCUCUCAGCUCAGUGGACCUCAUCGCUCUGAUUAACGUUAGUCUUCGGUAGAGAGUUAUGGAAGGAUGACAUCAUAGAAAUGCAACCUUAUGUUUUAACGCCUUAAGUCCUUGGAUGUACACUGCUUUAUAUGUAUAAAUUAAAAAGUAGACUAAAUUUAUUGUUCUGUGAGAGUAUAUAUUUAUCUGAUAAAAAUGCUGAAAAACCUAGAUGACUCAAAGCCUAUUCUUUAUACAGAAAUACAUUUACCUGAAACAGGGUACCUCCGUAUUGUUUCUGUCUUUUUAUUAUUCUGCUGUUUUUUAAUAGAUCAGGGUUGACCCUGUAAAUAAAUACUGAAUCUGAGCUUACAA